AUGCGACUCUAUCAGAAUGGGUCAAAGACGGAAUACCCGAUGCACACGAAACGCACAAAGGAAUUAUUCCUCGCCUUUCUGAGGGAGCAAGGUGUAUUGCAUCUUAUUGAGAAUGUGAAUGCCGCUUCUCUUGAUCAGGCAUUGACAAGACAAAAGUACUCCGUUUUGUACUUUAUGCCAGGGUCAGAGUCUGAACGCAUCAUGAUUGAGAAUGUGCGCAUGUCGGUUUCUUCUCCCAUGGCAUUCUUUGCUUCGGAUGAUCCUGCUGUCGCACAGCGCCUCUUGGGUGGUGGUCCAGGCUUGUUUGUAUUGCAAGGUGGCGUUUCUAAUCUCGUCGCUAGCCUGCCUCUAUCGGUUGUUGCCGGUCAGUCUAAGGAAACUGCUGUGCCUGCGAUUGCACAGUGGCUGAACCUGCAGGCACAACCUCCUGUGGUAGAGUUGUCUGCCAGCGGCCUCGACUCUGCCCUUUUACAAGCUCCUGGCAUCGUCAUGGCUGUCCUCAGCAGUAGCACGGAGGAUCUAAAUGACCAGCUCAAGCAAUUCACCGAGUUUUCACACGCAUGGCGCUCCUCUUCUGACUUGUCCCACAAGCCAUUCCUCUUUGCAUGGCUCGAUUAUGAUCGCCUCCCACCAAAGGAACCUGGCUUGAAACGUCGGAGCUUCUUCUAUGGCUUAACGGCUGUACGAGUCACUAGCACCCCCCUUGUCACGUCGCAUCCUCUGCUCAUGAUCCUUGUCUUCUUAAGUCUCUUGCUUCUCAUUCCGCGUAUGCGCCGAAUGCUGCUGCGAUGGGUACCACGAUCCCAUGCUUCGACCAAAAUGGUCUAA
Messenger RNA from Malassezia sympodialis ATCC 42132, 828 nucleotides. RefSeq lists its product as uncharacterized. Lineage: Eukaryota; Fungi; Basidiomycota; Malasseziomycetes; Malasseziales; Malasseziaceae. The record is from RefSeq and is a predicted model, not a curated record. The coding region runs from base 1 to 828 and encodes 275 amino acids. The transcript is spliced from 3 exons.